CCGCACCAGCUGCUGAAUGCCAUCACCACCAGGAGUGGCAAGUCCACAUCCGCGGUACCUGCCCAGGCUAGGAGGAAGAGCCACUGCCUGCUUCAGCACUUCCAGACGAUGAUGUAGAAGUGAGGGUGGAGAAGGAAUCUCCUACUCCCAAGCCACAACCAGUGGUUAAGGAGCAUGUACCCCAGCUUCCCAUCCCCACUCGACUACAUAAAGAUAAGCUGGAGACUGAGUUUGCCAAGUUCAUGGCAAUGUUGAAGCAGCUCGAUGUCAGCAUACCCUUCAUGGAGGCACUGUCGAAGAUGCCCAAGCACGCCAAGUUCAUGAAGGAUCUCCUCAUCAACAAGAAGAAACUUGGGGAUCUUUUGACAGUGAUGCUGAGCGAGGAAUGUUCUGCCAUCUUGCAGAACAAGCUGCCCAAAAAGCGCAAAGACCCAGAGAGUUUCACUAUCCUUCUUAAUAUUGGCAGCAUGCAUGUAGGGAAGUCCUUGGCGGACCUAGGAGCUAGCAUAAAUGUCAUGCAAUAUAAUCUGUUUAAAAAGCUAGACCUAGGUGAACUUAGCCCUGCUAGGAUGAGCAUUCAGUUAGAUGAUCGCUCUAUUGUGCAUCCUAGGGGUAUCAUAGAGGAUCUGCUUGUUAAAGUAGGCGCAUUCACAUAUCGUGUUGAUUUUUUUGUUUUGGAUAUAAAUGAGGAUGUGGAUGUGCCUUUGAUUUUGGGUAGACCAUUUCUUGCCACCGCCAAGGCACUUAUUGAUGUGCAUAGUGGUAAACUGAUCUUGCGUGCUGGGAAUGAACAUGCUACUUUUUCUGUGGCUGGCCUUGAUCAUUGUGAUAUGCCUGCUGUCACACCUAUGCAUGCGAUUUCUCACCAGGUACACGAGUCUGUCGUGUACCCCUCUGUGCAUCUCGUUUUGCAGGAUCCCCCUCUCACGCUUUCGCCGCCACUCCCUUCAACCUCACUUCCCAAUAAAAAGCUCAAGGAGGAGUGGCGGGCGAAGCCGCAGGUGGCUAAGCCUGCAUGGAAGAAAGGUGGAGACCACUAUGAGCUGGUUCCACCUCCUGCACCACGACCACACUGGCCAUCCGAGUACUCACUCGCCUGCAUCUUGCCUGAUGGCCAGGUCGAGCUGACCAAUGCUGGUGGUCGCACCCAUCGGGUGCACGGCCGCAAUCUGAAGCUGUACCUCUAGAGCGAUGUGGAUCCGCUCUUAGAGGCACCUAUUCCUGCACCCCACUGAGUAUCAACCAUGGGCGUCCAGCUAAAAGACGGUAAAGAAGCGCUUGUGGGGAGGCAACCACACCACGGUUUUAAUUUCUUUCUUUUGUUUUGAGUCGGAUUGUAACUGGUUUGGUUUUGGUUUGUUUUCUUUUGUUUUGGAUGAUGUAUUAUUGGGCUAACCAUUGGACCUAACAUAUUGUGUUUGAGCUCUUCUGUUCCCCUUUAGCUGUGCUUUGUCCCUGACUGGUCCCCUCUCCAGUCCUCUUCGCUCAGACUGGUCCACUUCCAGUCUCAUGUAGUCCAUGCACACCGGUAACAUCGUUCCCCUUAUCUUUCCCUCUUCUCCAUUGAGGGCAAUGUCGAUCUUAAGUGUGGGGGGGAUGUUUCUCUUUUGACUGCAUUAGAUCUGUUUGUGUGCUUGGAGCCUAGUCCACUGUCCAAAUUUUUAAAUUUGAGGGCUCCAAGUAAGUGUUCCCAUGCAAAUUGCCUGCUCAGUAUGCUUUGAAUUGACAGUCUCUGUAGUAAUGUGCAACCUAGGGAGGUAGUGUAGCACUAUAGAGGAUGUUGAAGUAUAAUAUUUUUCCUAUCUAGCUCUCUGCUGUGCCAGUUGAUUUUGUGAAUUAGUGGAGCUAGGACCGUUGAAUUCAUGUGAUAAUGGUGACUCUAUGUGGAUUGUGUUAUGGACUCGUGUAUCGAACAGGGUGCUCAUGUGGAAAAUGAAAAAUGCAGUUGGUCCUCCAUGUCAAAAUCAUCAAAAUCUUAAACAUGGGGUAAGCUCAACGUGUGCGGCACCGUUCAUUGCACCAAAUCGGGUUUUGGAAGAGAUUUUAGUGAUCCUUAGUGGGGUACUCCUAUAAGGUGAGGCUAAGUGACACGCUAAAACACAACACCUAACAAUGGCCAAGUGUAACCAAUGAAAGGGACUGCAGUAUAGUGGCACAAGUAAUAAAUAUCGAAUCCACGGGUCUCUAGAGUUACUAUUACUCAGCUUCAGUUCAUUAUCUAGAAAACUAGAUUAAGGAUUGAUUUAUAAACUAAUCUACUAACUACUCUACUAAUUACAAGUUGUGAACUCACUUAGGUAUGAUUCCCCCUAGCUCCUCAAUUAGGUCCAAGUUGCAAUUACCUUUGGUUGAUCUACUGUUGAUUAAACUGCGGAAGAUCCGACAGUAGCUUGGAAUCUCUUAAGCUGACCAAGCCCUCUCAGUCCAACUACCCGGCAGGCGACUAACCUUCACCGCGAUAGAAAGCUGAGGCUAUGAACACAAAACUCCACUACCGGAAUUGGAUUCCAGUACAAAGCAGUAGAUUGACUAACUCUCGUAUAACCAAUUCACCACCAUCAAUCAAGGAAGCUCUCUUAACCUAAUCAGAUUCUAUCUAUCAUAGGUUAAAGCAGAAAUCAAGAGAAUUUGAUCAA
Messenger RNA from Linum trigynum, 2636 nucleotides. The record is from the annotation of a GenBank genome assembly. Lineage: Eukaryota; Viridiplantae; Streptophyta; Magnoliopsida; Malpighiales; Linaceae.